AUGAGUCAUCUGAUGAGUACGUCACCUCGGCUACCGGUGCAGGCAGAAAAAGAUGGAGCAGUGUUAUCAGAACCAUCAACCAGUGAUCAACCUGUUGAUGGUACAAAGUCACCGGUUUUAUCAUCGUCGGCACGCGCACGUGGAGGACAGGGCAAACCUGUGGUCUCUUUGAACAAUUCAAAUACAAAGCCAAUGGGGUUAAGCUUAAAUGUUAACGAUGGCUUGAAGACGCCGACCGCGCUUGGUAACACAGAUGUUACCUUGAAGACUCCAACAGUGCUUGGUUCGCCCACUAAAGGGCCACUGUCUGCUGGCGCCCAUGUCGAUGAACUGACCACGCCGAAGCUUCAUUUAAAUACCUACUCGACACCAACAACACAGACACAGGCGUUCUUUGGCGAGCACGAGCCGCUUCUCACCGGUAUUAUUUUGCAGCAUUCUGGUGGCUAG
Gongylonema pulchrum is the source of this 450-nucleotide messenger RNA. The record is from the annotation of a GenBank genome assembly. Lineage: Eukaryota; Metazoa; Nematoda; Chromadorea; Rhabditida; Gongylonematidae.